This is a messenger RNA of Staurois parvus, 654 nucleotides long. Lineage: Eukaryota; Metazoa; Chordata; Amphibia; Anura; Ranidae. The record is from the annotation of a GenBank genome assembly.
GGCAACUGGCUGGACAUCCCACUGCCGGAAUCAAGUGAUUGGCUGGGUCUCCUGCUGAUAGGCCUAUCUUUUUGCAGGAGACCGCAGGAAGGCAGAUUGCUGGACACAGGAUUUGCAGAAGCAGGCUGGGCAUCAGGAGCCGGUACAUCAGGCUGGGCAGCCGGCAGAGGCACGUCAGGCUGGGCAGCAGGCAGAGGCACGUCAGGCUGGGCAGCAGGCAGAGGCACGUCAGCAGGCAGAGGCACGUCAGGCUGGGCAGCAGGCAGAGGCACGUCAGGCUGGGCAGCAGGCACCGAGUCAUCUGGCACGACAGCGGGCACCGAGCCAUCUGGCACGACAGCGGGCACCGGGUCAUCUGGCACGACAGCGGGCACCGGGUCAUCUGGCACGACAGCGGGCACCGGGUCAUCUGGCACGACAGCGGGCACCGGGUCAUCUGGCACGACAGCGGGCACCGAGUCAUCUGGCACGACAGCGGUCACCGAGUCAUCUGGCACGACAGCGGGCACCGAGUCAUCUGGCACGACAGCGGGCACCGAGUCAUCUGGCACGACAGCGGGCACCGAGUCAUCUGGCACGACAGCGGGCACCGAGGCCGGACCACGGGCACCGAGGCAUCAGGCUGGAUCGGGUCAUCAGGCUGGAUCACGAACA